Molecule: messenger RNA, 3814 nt
Organism: Bombyx mandarina (wild silkworm)
Lineage: Eukaryota; Metazoa; Arthropoda; Insecta; Lepidoptera; Bombycidae
Gene: MET1
Product: methoprene-tolerant protein 1
Molecular function (GO): protein dimerization activity
Source: RefSeq, a predicted model, not a curated record
GGCACGAUGUGUAUCUACAUCAAACGUAGAGUGAUUAUUAUUCUCUUUGGAUGUUCACUUGUUGUUGUUGAUUCGAGCUGUUGUGUUACACCAGACGGAAAGUGUUAAUUGGUGAUUCUUCGGUUUUAAAUUAUAAGGUUAAUGUGAUUAGACGACAAGGUUUACAAGUGAUCGAUGUUUGAAUGACAGCUUUUGUUAAUAAGGAGUGCUAUGUAUGUACUUAUUGAUUCGGAAUGAUAUACAAGGACGUUUGUAGCGAAGUAGUGUAGUAUCGUCGAUCGACAUGAACUCGUCUAUUGGGACAGGAUCGAAUUACGAGAAAUGCUCUAAGAUGGUAACUCGGGAGCCGGCAGAGUUUCUGCCCGUGGCAGUGACAACAAAUUGCGUUUACUAUGAUUCACAAGCUGCAAGCUGCGGAGACUCUUCUUCAGAUUCACGUUCGCCAGAGACUACUUCAGCAAAGGCUAGCGAUCGUGCUUCUCGAAUCAUUGCAGAAAAAACUCGUCGCAGCCAGUACAAUGCAUUAAUCCAUCAAAUGAAGUCUCUCUUAACGGACAUUGCGCAUUCCCAACGGAAAGUUGACAAAACUAGUGUUUUGAGACACGCCGUCAACAAACUCCGUAACGAACACGUCUUUGGCGAUACCAUUAAAUGCUGCCAUCUAGAAACAUGGUCCCCUGCAUUUUUAAAGUUUUUUGAUCUCAUAGGAGGUAUCAUGUUUGCUGUCACUUGUCGGGGUCGCAUUUUUAUAGUUUCACCAAAUAUCCAAGAAAAAUUAGGUUAUUGCCAUAUAGAUUUAGUAGGCCAGGAUUUUUACAAAUAUGUUCAUGAGGAAGACAGAGAAACCCUACGUUGUCACAUUUACCCACCUGAACUUCAAACAGGCUGUGAUGAUCAACUUUUUGAACAUCACCAUAACUUUCAUAUUCGUCUGAUGAGAGCAGGAGCAAGGUCUGAUCAUCCCAGAUAUGAAAAAUGUCGUAUUAGUGGUAUGUUAAGAAAGUCUGAUCGAGCUACUGGGAAUGAAGUUCAAGAUGAGCAUGUAGUUAGAAGGCAAAGAGUACGGAAUAAUCGCACAUUUUCCUCCAGUGGAAAUGACUAUGUUUUUAUUGGUAUGAUACGUGUGCUUUCUAGCAACUUGCCAGCUCGAAUCUUGCCACCAACAGCUUAUUCUGAAUAUUGGACGAGACAUUUGAUAGAUGGCCGGAUAGUACAAUGUGAUCAAAGCAUAUCAUUGGCAGCUGGUUACAUGACUGAUGAAGUAACAGGUACUUCAGCUUUUGUUUUUAUGCACAAAGAAGAUGUGCGUUGGGUCAUCUGUGUACUUCGUCAAAUGUAUGAUCAGAGUCGAGAGUUUGGGGAAUCAUAUUACAGGUUAAUAUCUCGUUCUGGUCACUUCAUAUAUAUGAGAACUAAAGGAUAUCUUGAAAUUGAUAAAAAAACUAAAAAAGUUCAAAGUUUUGUCUGUGUUAAUACUGUUAUUGGUGAGGAGUUUGGAAAAAGAAUGAUGGAAGAAAUGAAACGAAAGUACUCAGUUAUCGUAGGAAUGGAUAAACAACAACAAGAAAGAGUGUUGACUUAUGAUGAUGCUCCAGUUGAACAUCCAAAGUGUCUUGAGCGGAUUGUAAUGCAUCUUGUGGAACCUUCCGUAAGUGAAAAUGUAGAUGAACUGAAGUUGGUGCCUCCUUCUAGAGAGAACAUAAUUUCUGCUAUCAAAAGCAGUGAAAAAGUGGUUCAAGAAACUGGUAUACGUUUUGAAUCAAGAAAAAGGAAAAAAAACAAUAUAGAUGACAGCUAUGAGUAUUUAAAAAGGCACAGUGGAUUGUAAAAGUUUUCAUUAUCUUGUUAAUCUGUUGAGUUUGCGAUUUAUGUUCCUAAAUUUUUGAGCCUGUUAGGUAGACACUAUAUAAAUUCGACCAAUGCAAUGGAUCAGUAGCUGAUUUAUAAGUUAACACAAUAAGUUAAACAAAACAUAAGUGGUUAAGAAAAUAGUUGUAAAAAAUAUUGUGUGUAAUCAUGUUUUUUAAUCAGGUAUACAAGUUUCUUGUAUAUCGCCAAUAUUGUUUGUAAUAAUCUCUUUGGAUUACUCUAGACCUGAGAAAUUACAAUAUUUAUACAAAAAUAUUUUAAAUAAAAUACUUUGAGAAAAUUAAUAUCUGGUUGAUAUACUUGAUGUUAGCACAAAUAAAAUCUGAGUAAACUAUAAUAUAGGGUCUGAUGUAAUUACCAAUAUACCAUCAUUGUCAAACCUAUAUUUGUAUGUAAAUUUUUUACCUGUUAAAAAAAAGGAUGAUGUUCCCCAUUUGGUUGUACUGUGUCUAUUACCUCAGAACUUCAUCAAGAAAGUCAGCUACAGCUAAUUUGGAAAUACUUAUAUUGGUAACUGGAAAAAUGUCAUACAAGUAAAUGAAAUUUCAUAUUUGACUUUUAAAUGACUUUAAAUCAAUGUGUGUUACUAUUAAGUUGGUUUCAAUUAUUAUUUUUGUAUUUUAUGACUUACAUUCUCUGACUAUUAUGUUUAGUUCGCUGACCAAAUUUUCGUAAAAAAGAAAAAUAGUAUACUUUUUUUAUACAAUAGAUAUUGGUUUAACACAUAAUGACGCUCUGGAACAUUUUGGCUAUUUAUAAUAAUUAUUGUAAACAUACAACUUAAGAUGUUUUGUUUUAGUGCAAUCAUACUGCAAGUACAAGCGGCCUAAAUGAUGCUGUUAUUUUUAAAAUAAAUAACUCUUCCUUGUAUCCCUAAAAGUUCAUACUUCUAUUAUUAUUUCCCUUUAUGUAAAUUUGAGAAUAUUGAUAAGUUGUUGAAUGAAAAAUUCAAUUGUGAAAAUCAAUUUUAAGGCAAUAAUGAGUCAAGUUAUACUAUUAGCCUAAAUGUGCAUCCUGAAAGAAAGUUUAAUAUUUAAAUCUUCUUUAAAACAGUCCUAAUUAGUUACACAUUGUGAUGAAAAAAAGAUGUAUGUAGAUUACAUUAACUUAAACUACUGGAAUUUUGUUACAUAUUAUGUAUGUUCUUGUGCCAAAUUAAAUAAAUAAAUGCCAAUGUAUAGCGAUAGGAAUCAUAAAAAUAAUGGUCUCAAAAUUCAUUAUUUUAUUCUUGAAAUAUUUUGAAUUGUUCUUGAAAUAUGAAAAAAAAUCUCAUUACCAAAAAAGUGUCUUGAUCACAUUUUUCUAUAUACCUUAAUCUUAGUUGAAUAAUACUUAUAAAUAUCAAUAAUUGUUUCCCUUGUCUAGCAUAAAAAUGGACUGUGUGAAGUCAAAAAACGAAUCAGUUUAUGAACAUCACAACUCUUCCACAUGUUGCUCUAUGUAGAAAAAAUGAUUAGACACUUAACAAAAUGUCUCCUUGAUAUGUGUUUGUCCAUUAUGUAUAUCUGAUUACCGUUUCCUGGUAGGAUGUAAUAGUGAGCCUCGUUGUUGUGUCCAUUUGGGACUUGAAAUAAUCUUACAUUCAUGCGUCUUUUAUUCUUCUUUUGUCUUUACACGUUUUCGAUCUCAUGUCACGUGGGCGGCGACUUUUAUUCCCGUUAAUUUAGCGGGUUCCGGAAACCACUCGUUUGGAUGGGAAAGAAAAAUCUUUUUCUCAUUAAAUAAGGAAAACCUUUCAUAUUUUUACACCGUUAUCUUCCUUAGGGUAACUCGUUCUACAACUUAACAAUUAGCAAUGAAGGAACUCUGUCGAGAAAAUAUCUUCGAAAUUUUUACAAACGAAUUAAAUCCGGGAAACGGCGGUAUUGCACAGACACUGUUGUGAGUACAUUUUUUUAUUGUAACUCACUAGGCUUACUAGUAAUUGUACGUAUUGUCAACUAUA